Messenger RNA from Nicotiana tabacum (common tobacco), 546 nucleotides. Lineage: Eukaryota; Viridiplantae; Streptophyta; Magnoliopsida; Solanales; Solanaceae. The record is from RefSeq and is a predicted model, not a curated record.
AUGGUGCGUGGUAUCCCUCAUACUGAGAAGCUUUUCAUAGGAGGAGAUUUCAACGGACACAUUGAAGCGACGUCUGAGGGGUAUGAUGAUGUGUAUGGUGGCUUUGGUUUUGGAGAUAGAAAGGAAGGAGGAACGUCUCUUCUAGACUUUGCUAGAGCAUUUGAUUUGGUGAUAGCAAACUCGAGUUUUCCGAAGAAGAGGGAGCACUUGGUCACCUUCCGGAGUUCGGUGGCCGAGACUCAGAUUGAUUAUUUACUCUGCAGGAAGUCCAAUAGAGGUAUUUGCACGAAUGGCAAGUGCAUUAGGGAAGCCGCAGAUGAGGUAUUAGGGGUCUCAAAGGGUUACUCUGAUAGUCACAAGGGAGACUGGUGGUGGAAUGGAGAGGUGCAAGGAAAAGUGGAAAUCAAGAAAGUAGCGUAUCUGAAGCUAGUGGUGAUGGACGUACUGAUGCUCCACAUCCAAGGGGAGGUGUCAUGGUGCAUACUAUUUAUAGAGGAUAUUGUAUUGAUUGACGAUAUGCGAGACGGUGUGAAUGCACAAUUAGAG